ACACAUUACGAUGACGUAAGUGAUCUCACCUAUGUACAGGUAUGGCGCGAGCAUAUCAUACUGCUCUCUCAAACUUGAACUAGGAAAUACGGAAGUGUAUGGCACAUUGCUUUCGACAUACUGUAGUUUUAAUUUCACUCCUUAGAAAUACUUUGGCUAUGUGAGAACAACAGAAGUGGGACCAGACACCAGUCUGCUUAAACAGCUUUACAAACUGUGGUCUCAGGAUGUCUUCAGCCGACCAAGAGAAUUCUGUUGCUUUGCAUGAACUGGAAAAUGGAAAUGAGCCUUUACUUCAAGCACAGUUUGGCUCAUUCCCUUCUCGAACAUGUGACUAUGUCCUGGUGGCUGACAUAAUUAAGGACCAGAAGGACCAAAUAUUCCAGAAGCAGGAUGCUUAUAUUAUGGAACUGAAACGAAAGAACAUUAAAGUGACUAGAAUUGAGCAUUUGGAUAAGGUGUUUUUUGGCAUCACUGCCCCCGAAGAGAUUUUUGAAAAGUACAAAUACUUACUAAAGGUCUCAGAUGCCUGUAACUGGAGUGGAGAGCAAAUGUCUGUCUCAUUCUCCACUAGAAUCAGGAUUGUCCACUUUGUUUUAAAACAUACAUUUAUAGGGAAAGGUGAGAGUCUUGAUGAUCUUCUGUGUCAGGGAGUAUUUGGGUCCAUGUUCUGUUUACAUGAGAAAAAAGAGCAGAAAAAUCUAAGAAAGGAGUGGGCAAGCUGGCUUGCAGUAUUUACGCUCUUUAAACAGCCCAUCAGUGAGGUGAAGGAUUAUUUUGGUGAGAAGGUGGCACUGUACUACCUGUGGCUAGGCUGGUACACACGGAUGCUCAUCCCUGCAGCUUUUAUUGGUGUUGUUGUGUUUUUGUAUGGCCUUGCCUUCUUCAAUACCAGUCCGCUUAUUAAAGAAGUCUGUGAAUCCAACAUCACCAUGUGUCCAAGAUGUGACAAGAGAUGCCAUGUGUGGAAACUGUCUGACACCUGUUCAUAUGCUAAGAUCAGCCAACUAUUUGACAAUGAAGGGACUGUGGCAUUUGCCAUGUUUAUGGCAAUUUGGGCCACACUGUUCUUGGAGGUGUGGAAGAGGCAUCGAGCUCUAUAUGUGUCAAAGUGGAAGGUGUUUGACUGGUGUGAGGAGGAGGAAGAGUUAAUUUUGGAGAUUGUAAAUAACCCCCAGUGUAAACCGAGAGAGUUCAAACACUCUUAUUGGCGCAGCAUACUGGUGCUGCUUUUGGUCACGCUAGUGUUGGUUGUGAUCAUUGGUCUGACACAUGCGCUGGUAAUCUGCCGUAUUAUAUCUGGAACACUGUGGUCAGAGAGCAAGUGGGAUUUCCUUCGUGAUAACGCCAGCACAUUAGCAAUGUUGACUGGUGCAGUGCUGCACUACAUUACUAUUCAGGUUAUGACUAAGGUCAACAGAUUUGUGGCCUUAAAACUGUGCACAUUUGAGAAGACUCGCUCAUCUGCUGCCAUAGAGAAGAGAUUCACUGUGAAGAUGUUUACAUUUCAGUUCUUCACUCUCUUCUCAUCAUUAUUUUAUGUGGCGUUUUUUCUGGGAAGAGUAAAUGGCUAUCCAGGAAACUAUGUUCGAAUAGGUGGGAUAGGUGGGUGGAGACUAGAGGAGUGUCAUCCGAGCGGCUGCCUCACAGAUCUCUUCAUCCAGAUGUGUGUUAUUCUAGUGCUCAAACAAACAAUCAACAACAUCAUUGAGUUCACAGUGCCCUGGUUAAAGCUCUGUUUUAAGCGGACAAAAGCCAAAACGAUACGCAGAAAGUGUGGCAACUGUUACAGGAAGGCAUGUCGAGAUGAUGGGAAUAACUAUGACCCAUGUGAUCAAUGCAAGCUUCGUAUGUGGCUGGACAAUUACCAACUGACUAAUGUCGAUUGUUAUAGCUUGUUUAAUGAGUUUUUGGAAAUGGUCCUUCAGUUCAGUUUCACCACCAUCUUCGUGGCUGCCUUCCCUUUGGCUCCACUUUUGGCUCUCAUCAAUAACAUAUUUGAGAUCAGACUGGAUGCCAUCAAGAUGGUUAGCCUUGAGCGCCGCCUAGUGCCCAAAAAGACCAAUGACAUUGGUGUGUGGACUAGAAUAUUAGAAGUUGUUGGGGUGAUGGCUGUCAUUGCUAAUGGGUUGGUGAUUGGCAUAACCUCUGACUUCAUCCCACGUCUGGUUUAUCGGUACCAUUACGGACCUUGUGCUAACGGCAGCAGUACUGGCCUGGAAUGUAUGACUGGGUAUAUCGAUGGCACUCUGGCAACAGCAUACACAUCCGAUGAAAAUGUGCGAAGAGACUUCUCUGUUAAACAAAUGAUAAUGGAAAAUGGAUUCAUUGCAACUCAGUGCAGUUACAGGGACUAUCGCAACAAUGAGGACCAGAGUCUCACACCUCAGUUUUGGCUUAUUCUGGCAGUCCGCUUCGCCUUUAUUAUUCUGUUUGAGCAUGUGGUGGUUUUGUGCAAGUUUGGUGCUGCUUGGUUUAUACCUGACAGUCCCAUCCGAGUGAAGAAUGCCAGGCUGGAGGACAAACUGAAGAGACUUAAAAAGGAACUUCAAGGAAUGAGUGCACAAUAUGACAGCAGAUCCACUGAAGUGUAAAGCCUGCACGUCCAAACCAGAUUCUGGGAAAUCACAUGGAUAUGAAACUUUCCCUUCUCUACAAUUGUAAGAUCUGUUGGUGUCACAAGGAGGUGGAGAUUUCUAUAUCUGACUGACAUCUCACUGGCAUUGAUCUGUGACUGCUCUGCCAAUUGGGAACUACCUAAGCUGUCAGCAUUAUUACAAUACAUUACUGGUGUUUGCCUCUUUACAGUUAUAGCUUUACAGUUUAUUUUAUUUGCUGCAGAUGGAUUCAAAGUACACCGUUGCUUGACUUAUAAAUGCAAAUGUAUUAAUUUAAUGUUUACUCUAUUUUUGAGCAGGGACAAAAUGGACUCUUUAAAAAGAACUGUGAAAGUUUGAAAAUGGGAAGAAAAU
Messenger RNA from Misgurnus anguillicaudatus (oriental weatherfish), 2972 nucleotides. It is a transcript of the gene ano9b, whose product is annotated as anoctamin 9b. Gene Ontology annotation, biological process: chloride transmembrane transport. Gene Ontology annotation, molecular function: chloride channel activity. Gene Ontology annotation, cellular component: plasma membrane. The record is from RefSeq and is a predicted model, not a curated record. NCBI's taxonomy places the organism in Eukaryota, Metazoa, Chordata, Actinopteri, Cypriniformes, Cobitidae.